AUGGAAAGACUCAACGGGCAACCUGUGAUUCUAAACAGCCUCCUCUUCAAUGCUUCAUCUAACAUCAUUAGUACAAUCACUUACGGGACGAGAUACGACUUCCAUGAUAAGAACUUUGAGGAGCAGCUUAACAUCAUGAUGGAGCUUAUUGAAGGAGUAAGACUGUUAGAGCCUGCUAAUAUUAUCCCACCCCUAUGGCAUUCAAGAUGGUACAAGAGACGACGAGGAAUGUUCAAAGCGCAUGAGGACUUCAUCUGGGCACAUUUGGAACGUCAUAAAGCCACAUUGGAUCGAACCAACCUACGGGAUAUGAUGGAUGCAUAUCUAGUUGAGAUGGAGAGACGUCAGGAAACCAAUGAUCCAAUACAACAUAGUGAGCUAGGAAUUGUACACAGUAUAUCGGACUUGUUUGGAGCAGGGACUGGUACCUUGUCUAAUACCACACUGUGGAUCAUUGUGUAUUUGAUACGAUACCCCGAAAUACAGAAAAAGAUACUGGUUGAGAUAGAUCACGCUGUGGGAGCAAAUGGCAUAGUCUCCACUACACACAGAGAAGCAAUGCCAUACACAUGUGCCUUCUUGAUGGAGGUCCAGAGACUGCGCCCUCUGGCGGCAAUCAUCUUUAGACAUUUACAGCAGUCUGGAGUUCAAUUGUGCGGUUACAACAUUCCAAAGGGAACUCCAGUGUUUGGCAAUGUUUUCUACAUUCACAAUAAUCCUGCAGUAUUUGACAAUCCUACCGAAUGUAGACCAGAGCGAUUCCUGUCUGAAGAUGGAAAGACACUCGUUCCUAGGAAAGACUGGAUUCCUUUUGGUUUGGGUCGGCGUAUGUGUCUGGGUGAAGCAUUGACUAAGAUGGAGCUGUUUAUAUUCACUGUGACCAUCUUACAACGAUUCACCUUCAAGGUACCAGAAGGAGAAGGGCUCCCGCCUCUAGAUCUACCCACUGGAGGUCUCGUCAUGUAUGCUCCAAAAUUCAAGGUCUGCUGCGUGAAACGCUGACAGCAAACAAUACACAAUACACCAUGCAUCUAACUGCAUGCAUAAUAAUAAUCAUAGAAUAUGAUCUUAUACACAGGAGCCAGACUAAUUACCUCCAAGCCUCACUUUGAUCACAAUGAAUUGAAUGGGGGAAAAAAACUAAAUUGUUAGCCCCAUAAUGGAGGUAUUGGAUAGAACUGAUUCUGAGAACCAUUCCUGCUCCUCUCAGAACAACCACUACUCAGAGAGAUGUUAAACAUAAUGUCACCGCAAACCUCACCUGAUUCAAAUGACUUGUUUCAAAUAAUAAUUGACAAUAGAUCAAUACAGUAAUAGUUGCAUGAUUAGUCAUUAUCAUUAUCAUUAAUAUUUGUCUGGUAACAAAACCUUGGAACCUGAGCCUUAAAGUGUGACCCAUAGGCCUCAAGAUAUCUGAGCGUAGCAAAGAUUAUGAAAAAAAUUAACUUUUAGAUGUGGGAGGAAAACUCAAAUUGAGGAAACCAACACAACCUGAUGGGGACUGAAAACCUUGAUCCACAUGCAAGGCUGCAGUCUGAGGUGGGAUUCAAACCGGGGUCUAUUAAGGUGAAAGGGAGGGAAAGAA
Molecule: messenger RNA, 1585 nt
Organism: Asterias rubens (European starfish)
Lineage: Eukaryota; Metazoa; Echinodermata; Asteroidea; Forcipulatida; Asteriidae
Product: cytochrome P450 2U1-like
Exons: 4
Coding region: 1-1002 (333 amino acids)
Biological process (GO): xenobiotic metabolic process
Cellular component (GO): intracellular membrane-bounded organelle; cytoplasm
Molecular function (GO): iron ion binding; oxidoreductase activity, acting on paired donors, with incorporation or reduction of molecular oxygen, reduced flavin or flavoprotein as one donor, and incorporation of one atom of oxygen; heme binding
Source: RefSeq, a predicted model, not a curated record